Dermatophagoides farinae (American house dust mite) is the source of this 1706-nucleotide messenger RNA. RefSeq lists its product as uncharacterized. The record is from RefSeq and is a predicted model, not a curated record. Lineage: Eukaryota; Metazoa; Arthropoda; Arachnida; Sarcoptiformes; Pyroglyphidae.
UUUCUGUUGUUUUACUCAAAUGGCCUUUGUGUUUGUUUGUGUGCGUCGAAAACAAAUUUCAUUGUAAUUUUUGUUUGAAUUUGUAAUUUCGAAAUAAACAUCAUGGCAUUACCUUAUGAUGCAUUACCUUAUGAUCGCAAAUUCUAUCAUGGAACAUCAAAUGUUGAAACAUCGAAAUCAAAAAAAGCUAAAAUCUAUGCAUUUCAUGAUGAUGAUAGUAAUGAUGACCAUAAUAAUGAUGGCCAUCAUAUGAAUGUUGAUGAUAAAAGUAUUAAAAAGAAAAUUAACAAUCAAGAAUCAAAACCAGCUCGAGUACCGUAUGAGUUUAUUAAAUCAUUCCAACAAUUAUUGAAAUCAAUUGGCUUUAUGAAACUUGAUGAAGAUGUUUACAAACAACUUCGAUCAUUGUUUCCAUUGUUACAUCAUAACCAUGACAAUCUGACAAUAGUUGAACGUAAUUUGGCCAAUAUUUACAAAUGCGAUCCCUUCCAUGACGAAUGCUUUUUUACAACAAAUGAUGCCAUCGAAUUUCGUAAACAUAUCGACCAGAAACAUUCGAAUCGAUCGUUGUUUUGUUUUUAUUGCAUCAAAUCUGAUGAUGACCGCCAUAAACAUUGUUCAAGUGGUUCAAAUUGUUUUGACAAUUCCAAUGAAUUGGCUGAUCACAUUGCUGAAAAACAUUCCUGUUUAGCAUACCAAUGCAAUCUUUGUUUCUAUCGUGCAUACUCAUUCGAUCACGUUUUGUUUCAUCAAGCAUUUGAACAUUCGAAGAAUUUUUAUGAAACAAUCAAACGAUUGACAUUGGAGAAAAAAGAUGAACCAGAUCACCAAUUGAAUGUUUUCGAGCAAACUUUUUUAAAUCAAGCUAUUCAAGAUGUUAAGACAAGCGAUGAUGAAACUGAAAUUGAAGAAUCUUUCGAUGACAAUGUAGUUCAAAUUCAUCAUCUAGAUAUCUGUAAAAUCAUCAAUUGUUUGGACGAUAAAAUCGAUGAUAAUGAUUACAAAACUUAUAUCGACCGUUUUGGUUAUCAACCCGAAUAUCAAGAUCUUUGGGAUUUUGAAAACUAUUCACUACAUUGUGCAUAUUGUAAUGAAAGUCCUGGCCAUUUUGAUAACAAUGACAAUUUGUGGAUUCAUUUCAUCACUUAUCAUCCUGAACAUCCAAUUCUUUCAUAUGAUCUGAAUUCUGAACAAAAUCGGAUGAAAACUUUACCAUCUUCAUCUGAAACCAAAGAAGAAGAUGUCAUUCAAAUGAUAAGUGAAAUGCGAAAAUUACUUGCAAAGAAUUCAUUGCCAAGAAUGUAUGAGGAAAAAUUGAUGCUUGAUGCAUUCGAUUGGUAUGAUGAUUUGUUGCCAAUUCCUAAAGGAACAAAAAGAAAACAAAGCGACUUGCAAGACGAGACUAUGGUAACACCUGGUGAGCAAAAUUCAAAUGAUCAAACGGAUUCUGAUUCUUUUCGAAAUAAACGACGUCGAUUAUUUGAGAGAUUUAUACCGGAAUCAGUACGUAAUCAAGCAAAAACGGCCAUCGGAGUGGCAACCACAGCUGUCGUAGCACUUGGAUUCUAUCAUUUUGCUCAAUAUUUACCCAUUAGUGUCCAGCGACUAUUGGAACAUUAACAUUUUAAAUGAUAUGAUGAUGAUGAUGAUGAUGAUAUUGAUAAUAAUCAUGACCAAAGAUGACAAAAACAAUAAAUAGCAGAGUA